Messenger RNA from Chelonia mydas (Green sea turtle), 19951 nucleotides. RefSeq names its product beta-1,4 N-acetylgalactosaminyltransferase 2. Gene Ontology annotation, cellular component: Golgi membrane. Bases 5572 to 7140 code for a protein of 522 amino acids. Gene Ontology annotation, biological process: UDP-N-acetylglucosamine metabolic process; UDP-N-acetylgalactosamine metabolic process. Gene Ontology annotation, molecular function: hexosyltransferase activity. The transcript is spliced from 14 exons. Lineage: Eukaryota; Metazoa; Chordata; Testudines; Cheloniidae. The record is from RefSeq and is a predicted model, not a curated record.
AAGCCACAUUCUGCGUUUGCAGGCUUGCAAGCUGUGGCGACACUAGGGCUAGCGGGACCAGGGUCGCUUUCCGUGGGGUGCAGCGGGUGCAGCGGGAGCGGAUACUGCUGCACUUGAAUCUCCUGCGCUUGACCUAUGCUGGGCUCUCUCACGCUUGGACAGCACAAUGUGGGCGCUGGGGAAUUAGGCUGCAAUUGUGCACCCCUCGGAAGGAAAAACUGCAGGCAUGAGAAAAGGCAGAUGGGACCUCCCCAGCGUUUGUGAGGACUUGUGUAUUCUCUCCUAGUCCUCCCUCCACCCCUGUUUUGGAUACACUUGAACCUUUACCAAGAGGAGGAUUUUGAUCUGUGGAAACACUUAUUUAAAAAGCACUGGUCCUUGCUGCUUCACCAACACACUGGUGCAAGCUGCAAUGUUGCAACCAUGGCUCUAGAGCACUGACGUGUGUGUUGGUUUGGUUUUAUGGACAGGAAAACAGCCGUGUUCUCCAAGGAUGAAAUUCUCUGCUCCCAUCCCGGCUCUGCUCUGCUCUCAAGACAUGUACCUAUCAUAGCUGGAGAGCGGGCUCCCAGAGUUGAGCUGCAGCGUGUAGAUCCGAAAAGAGGAUUUUGCUUCAGGUGCAAACACUUGUUGGGAAAGAAUAUAUUAAUGAUGUCCCUAAAUGCUGCAAUAACACUAUUGCAAGCAAGAGUGAUUGGGACCAUGACUGUGGAAGACUGUUUGCAGUAUAUAAAUGGAGAGAAAGAUCCUUGUACCUUGGGCUUAGCAAGCAUCACAAAGGAAGAGAAUGAUGCUGGCAUUCCAAUGAACUCUUGGUUCUCCGCUUUAAUGCUACUUCAAGGACUGCCCAGGUGAUUUUUGUGCCUGUGUGUAUAUGUUCAAGGAAGGCCACAGCGGAAAGCGUAAUGAGACUAGAUCAUGGGACGCCCCGCUGUCGUCACGGAAACCUGUCUUGGUGUACUCAGGGAAGACCAGACUGACGAGGGAUCGCCUCAGUGUUCCUCUCUCAAGGCUUGAUACGAGCUAAGAGAUAGAGGUCCUGAGCAGCCGACGGAAGGGUGAUAUCUGUGUGUCAUACUGACCUUGUACCCCUCUGGUAUUGAUUUGGGUCCUGGCUUCACACCACACGUUCACUAGGUUACUGUACCUGGAGAAGAAUACGCUUCAGUUCAUGGUUACUCGCUUCCCUUGUCCCUGCUUUGUAUACAGCUCCCCAAAUACACAUUUCCUGUUUGGUUUACAUACACCUGUCUUCAUUAUCCAUCAUAGGAAGCAGGAGGGAAAUAGCCAACCAGAUGAUAGAGGCUGGUCUCACAGUAAAGGACUGAGAGCUCGUUGAUUGUUAGGGGGCUCCCUGCUGCUUUAUCCAUUCUAGUUCUUGUACCUAACACAGGUCUGCUUGAGGUUUCAUACAGGGGAGGCUUAAGCUAUAAGGACUGAGAUCCCAGUUCUCACUGGACCGCCCUGAGUAUAAACAUUGGACUAUAACCUAGGGACUAUUUCUGAAAGAACUCUUUGCAUCUACAAAGCUCUCCAUCUCUGCUAUGAAUCUGAAUCUCAAGAUUGACUCGUGUGUAUGUAUACUGUUCUUUUAACCAAUUCUCUCUCCCUUUUCUUCUUUAAUAAAUUUUAGUUUAGUUAAUAAGAAUUGGCUGUAAACGUGUAUUUGGGUAUGAUUUUUUUCCACAUUCCUAGCAGACAGAGCUGUGUCAGUAAAACUUUGUAGUUUAGACCAGGCCUCAGAACCCUAGAAAUACCACCCAGCUGCACCCAGCACAAGUCACCUGCCCCUCAACCAGCAACGAAGCUGGUGGAAUUUCUUCCUGCACUAAAGCAUGGGAUAAAGAGGACAGAAAUUAUCUGCUGCUUGCACAAUCACAACUGGUAAUUGAACCACCCUAAUCCUGCUAUGCUUUAUACUCCUUUACUUUUCCAAGCUGUCCCAGGUGCUCCUGCUGUUCACUGUUCAUUUAUACUUUGUUCAGAGAGGCUCAUUGCCUCAGCUCCCCUGUGCAUACAACACCUCCCUACUCCCUUCAAGGAAACUGCUAAUCACUCAUCCGAGGCUGAUGCAAAAAACUCAUUUCUUUAACCCAAAAUCAAAGUAGUCUAUUGUUUAACAGCACAUCUUGCCAGCAGACAUACUGUUAGCUUUCACAGGGCUUGCCAAUGGGCAAGUGAUUAAGCCUGUACAUGCAGGAGAUUCAAAAGUCUGUGAAAAUAAGCACAGAGUUUUGCUUUGAUGUGACAACAGACGUCUCAAAGUGAAAGUGUGUCAAGCAAGAAGUUAGAGGGAGUCCUCUAUUGCAGUAGUUCUCAACCAGGGAUCUGGGGCCCCCUGGAGGGCUGCAAGCAGGUUUCAGGGGGGGUCUCCAAGCAUGGCUGGCGUUAGACUUGCUAGGGCUCAGGGUAGAAAGCCAAAGCCCCGUCGUGCAGCACUGCAGCCUGGGUUCCCAAGCCCCACCACCCGAGGCUGAAGCCGAAGCCUGAGCAACUUAGCUUUGCAGGGCAGCCCUGUGGCAUAGCCCUGUGCCCUGCUUGCUACCCCCUAAUGCUGGCCCUGGCUUUUAUAUGCAGAAAAACAGUUGUUGUGGCACAGCUGGGCCGUGGUGUAUUUAUAGCAUGCGGGGUGGUGGGGCGGGGGCUCUGAAAGAAAACAAUUGAGAACCUCUGCUCUAUUGGAAAAUAAUGGUUAUUGCAGUUGACUAGCUUGUGGCAUGUGCACUGCUGCUCUCUACUGGCAGUGAUCAGAAUUUCUUGAACUGUUCAAUGCGUAAGUUGGGAACUGCUAAGGUCUGCCAAUAAUUUCCUUUUAUCUUAAGUGCAUGAGAAUUUGCAUCAUGGGAGAAGCAGAGUUAUCUCUGCGUCACAGUGAAUGGUCAUGGGUUUGUUACAUUAUAAACAGUAAACAUUAGGCACAGUUGGCUGAGGCAUCAGCAUGAAGAAGCCAGAAGGUUAUAAGCUGCUUAUUAUGAUGCAGCACUUUCAGUUGAAGUAGCCAGAGGCUGAGCAUCGACUCUAGGUUUCUAUGAUAGUCUACGGAUGUGACAGGAGCUACACUACGCACAAAUGUAAGUCACUUGUCUGAUGAUGCUUCUAGUUUAUUAGCUUUAGAAAUCCCCAGGAAGGGAAGGUUCAGCAUUUAGGGGGUAGAACUUGAUCUCAGUUAUACUGGUAUAAAAUACAUUUUUAAAAAGGCAGAACCCCACCCCCCCCUUGAAACCAAUGGUAUUUCUCUAAAUUUGCAUAAAAUUUGCACCUGCAAUAAUGUCUUUGGCCUCAAGAUACAGCUAAGAUUCAUAAUGUCUACACUGCAAUAAAACCCCCCCUGCACUGAGUCUCAGUGCCCAGGUCAGCUGACUCCUGCUCACAGGGGUGGGUGAGGCUGAAUAAUUUAGUGUAGCCUUUCAGACUUGAGCUGGAGCUCAGGCUCUGAGCCCCUCCCCCCACACCUUGCAGGGGUUUCAGAGCCCAGGCUCCAGCCUGGAUCUGAACAUCUACAGUGGAAUUUCAUAGCCCCGCCGGCCAGACACAGCUAUGCAGUGUAGAUGUACCCCUUGUUUACUUUUGGGUGUUUUAUUAGAUCUGUUGUCCUGAAUGGAGAAUUAUUUGUUCCUGCAGGAGAGUGGGGUGGGGGAGAGAAAACCUUUUGUAGUGAUAAACACCCAUUUUUUCCAUAUAGAGACUGGGAGUGGCUAAGUCAUUAUGCAAGGUAACCUAUUUCCCCUUGUUUUUUUCCUACCCACCUCCUCCUCCCCCCCCCCCGCCGUUCCUCAGACGUUCUUGUUAAACCCUGGUUUUAUGCUGGUUAUGGCCCACCUUGAUUAUCAUACACAUUGUAAGGAGAGUGAUCACUUUAGAUAAGCUAAAAGAAAAGGAGUACUUGUGGCACCUUAGAGACUAACCAAUUUAUUUGAGCAUGAGCUCAAAUAAAUUGGUUAGUCUCUAAGGUGCCAGAAGUACUCCUUUUCUUUUUGCGAAUACAGACUAACACGGCUGUUACUCUGAAACCUGUCAUACGUCUCUAUUCACUUCUAACAGUGACUUUUAAAUUACAAAGAUUUGCCCUUGAGAUCCCUUGCAUUCCCAAGAAUAGAAGCUGAUGAUGAUAAAGUGUUUGCACAGGGCUUUGAAGAUAAAAUGCGCAAAAGAAAUACCAAGCAUUCUCCAUCUUUCCUUAUCGCUUGAGUUACUGAGGCCAGGUCUACAUUCAAAAGUUGAGUCAAUCCAGCUAUGUCACUCAGGCGUGUGAAGUCCACACCCCUGUGCCACGUAGGUAAACCAACCUAGCCCCCAUUGUAGCGAGUGUUAGGUCAAGGGAAGAAUUCUUCCUUCCCUUAUUUCUCCACAGUCCAGCUGCCUAGAUCCUGGAACCAGUGCUGCAGCCUGCCCAAACCCCCAGCUGCUUAGAUACAUUCCCCUCAGAGUCUACCUAGCUGUGGGAGCUCUGAUUUUCUAGUCACAUCCUUCAGUGACAAUGUGGCAGCAUGAGAACUACCAUAUCGCGUCAGACCAAUGGUCCAUCUAGCCCAGUGUCCUGUCAGGGCUAGGACCAGAGUCUUAGGGUGAGUGUGCAGAACAGGUCAAAUGAAUCCAUUCAUGUCUUUCCCUCCCAGCUUCUGGCAGUCAGAGAGGUUUAGGGUCUCCCUGAGCAUGGAGUUGCAUUCAUGACCAUCUUGGCUAAUAGCCGUUGAUGGACCUAUCCUCCGUGAACUUUAGUUUUCUUUAGCCCAGUUAUACUUUGAGCCAUCACAACAUCCCAUGUCAAUGGGUUAAUUGUGCAUUAUGUGAAAAAAGUAUUCCUCUUGUUUAUUAUAAACCUGUUGCCUAUUAAUAUCAUUCGGUGACCUCUGGUUUUUAUAUUGUGGGAAAGGGCAACUAACAUUUCGCUAUUCACUUUUGCCAUGAUUUUAUAGACCUCUAGCAAAUCCCUCUCUUAGCUUUUUCUUUUCUAAGCUGAAUAGCCCUAAUCUUUUUAGUUUUUCCCUCAUAUGGAAGCUAUUCCAUCCCCUGGAUCAUCUUUGUUGCCCUUCUUUGAACCUUUUCCAGUUCCAGAUAUCAGUUCUGAGAUGGGGUGACCAUCUCAGUACUGGACACAGUAUUCAAGGCAUGGGCACACUAUGGUUUUGUUACCCCCAAAUCUGUGUUAUAGAAUAAUAAGGUGGUGACAUAAAUAACAGUUUUGACUCCUACUAGCAUCUAUCCACUGGAAGAGUUAGAAGUCUGUGUGCCUCCCGCCUGUGUUGCAUUGAAAUAAAGGAUAGAGAAUAUAACCUUAAACAGAAAGAAGAUUUAUUAAGGGAAAGUUACAGGUGGGGUAAGAUUCACUAAGGGAAUCACAUUACAGAUACCCAAGAAUAGAUUCCAGCAAGGGGCAUAAAGCCCAGACCCUCAAACCGUCCCUUGGUUAAAUUAUUAAGUGCCCGAAAAACAAUUACUGUCUCUCUGCAGAUGGAGAUCACCGGCAACUGAUGGACCGUCUCAGAAACAUCGGAGGAUCUGACUCUCUACCGCCAAAGCAGGAGAUCAACAGAUCUGGACUGAUGGCAAAGUCUCCACUGGAUAUCCAGAAUGGAGCUGGCAGUCCCCUUUCUCGCUCGCCAGAGGAGGGCUGCCUGGGCAGCCAGAAAAGCCACCCACCUCUGCAGCCCAAGUAUGAAAUACUUCCUUAUCCUGGUCUUGUGUACAGCGGUUGUGUUUUUGGCCUCCAUACACUGGCAGAGGUUAACUGAAAAUCAGAUCAAGGGAGAGAUUUCAGAGGCUCGGUCUGACAUGAAACUUCUGUCUCCAGAAAAAUACAAGUCCUUGUUUAUCUACAAUGGAAUUUGGCUAGCUCCAAAGAAUCAGUGUGAGUGCGCCAAAGCUGACCGUGUGCAUGUCUACCAGAUGGAAGAUUAUAUUGAUAAGAAAGACCUUGCCUCCAUUAAAGAGAGGCAACAGAGGGAGUUAGAGCACUAUCAGAUAAGAUACCCCUCAAUGACUCAAGAUCUAGUAAUAGCCAAACCAAACAUGCCAUUAAGCUAUCCUAUUCAAGGAGUAGAGGUGAUGCCACUACACACGAUUAUGAUUCCAGGGCUUGGUUUGCAUGGAGUGACUGAAGACAAGUACCAGGUGAUCCUGCGAGCAUCUCUGGGAACCCUCAAUACGCUUGCUGAUGUCUCUAACGAUGUUGUGAGUGGACGGGGCGAGAAAGAGCUGAUCAUCUUGACCUCAGAUGUGGAGCUGCUGAAUUUCAUCCUUGAGCAUGUCACGUACACCAGUGUGGUCUACCGGCUCACUGCAGUAGAUAUGAUGAGUUUCGAGAGCAGACAUCAUGUGGCUCAGUUUCCUGUGAUCAUCCGACAGCCCGGCCUUCCAAAGUUGUUUGAUCCUGGAGCAGAUAGGAAGAUCAGCUCCCUGGUGACUAUCACGACGAAGACUUUCUUGCGCUAUCACAAACUUCGGCUCCUCAUCAAGAGCAUCCGACAGUACUACCCUGACAUAAAAAUCAUCGUCGCCGAUGACAGUGAAGUCUCGGAGAAGAUCAUCGAUGAGAACGUUGAGCAUUACAUCAUGCCUUUUGGAAAGGGUUGGUUUGCCGGAAGGAAUCUUGCAAUAUCUCAGGUCACAACCAAGUACUAUCUCUGGGUUGACGAUGACUUCUUAUUCACCGAAAACACUAAAAUUGAGAAACUAUUGGACGUGCUGGAGAGAACAAACUUGGAUAUGGUUGGAGGCAGCGUGAAUGGGAACACCUACAGUUUUCAGCUGCUCUAUGAUCAGGGUGACGACAGCGGCUGUCUGCAUUUGAGAUACGGCUCCUUCCACAAGUUGGAAGGGUUCCCCAACUGCGUGGUCACCAGCGGUGUGGUCAACUUCUUCCUGGCCCAUACAGACAAAAGCAGACACGUUGGCUAUGACCCUCUUCUGCAAAGAGUAGCUCACUCAGAAUUUUUCAUGGAUGGACUGGGCAUCUUGCUUGUCGGUUCCUGCACUGAUGUUUCUAUCGGUCACCAAGCACAUAAUCCCACAUCUGAUCCCAACCUGACUAAGGUAGAAGACCAAUAUAAAAGGUUCCGGACCAACACCAAAGAACAGGUGCAAUUUAAGCUAUCUUUGCACUACUUCAAAAACCGACUGAAAUGCUACUCAACAGGAUAACCCUUUUACCCUGCCGUGUGCAAUUCCUACGGUAACCUCCCUGAUGCCCACAGCAGGAGUACGCUUUGGGCUUCAGCCUAAUUGCCUUAUUUAUGCCACACUGGAUGCCUUCCUUUUGCACCUACCUUUCUAUAAAAACUUUUUAAUGGGCUGAAUUUGGGAUUCUGGAAUCUCGUGGCCCAAACUUGAAAUGGACAAUGCAGUCGUGUGUGUUAUCUGCACUCGGGUCCUGCUCCAGGCCUUGCAAUGGUGUUUUGUUAAUUGCAAAGUUUCUCUGAUCAAAGAGUGAGGCACCUUGGCUAAUAAUGAGCCAGAUUCAUCAUGGCCCUGCACUGUGUUCUUUCCAGCCAGUGCAGAGUGAAGGGGGGCAGGGCAGGGUAGAAUUCCUACUGAUUUGAUCUGGUAGCACUUCACAUCCUCCCUGCAUUUGAAUGGAUUAUCAGGGAUGCACAGACUGUCUGACUUCCUUCUUGGAGGAGUAACUGGAAUGAGUGUUCUCAAGUUGAGUGCCAGAAGCACAAUGACUUUCAUGUAUAGACUGAAGUGCUUGGUUUAUCCUAAAUGGAGUUAGUAUGUUGCCUAUGCAAUAUCUGUUGAGAACUUCUUAUGGUUACUCCUUACUUAAGGACCGGAGUGGGGAUGUUGGAAAUCUGGUUUAGUUAAGAAGCUUUCACUAAAGAGGAGGAAAAUGCAAACUCUCCUAAUUGCCCUGCCUGAAUGCAGUCCGCAUUCACGUGAUCUGAGUUCUUUUCAUCUGCUAGCUCGUGGCCUAUGUGAAAUGGUGGAGUUCAGUUCCUAGCGGGCAGCUAACCACAGCAUCAAAAAAACCCACCAUUUCCACAGUGGUGGGACCUGGAUACUAAUCUGAGACAAGAAGUAAAUGCCAGAAGCAGACCACUGGUCUUACGCAUCAUGGCCCCAGCACUAAGUUAAUAUGGUUAGGGAGGAGUCCUGUACCUACUUGCUCCAGUUUUUAAACUUGAAUGGCUGCCACGGUCAGUCCCUCGGAUUCACUUUAUUACUGGAGCACCUCGAAGCUCCAACCGAGAUCACAGAUUUAGGGCCUCAUUUUGCUAGACUCUGUACAUAUGCAUGGUGUGAGACCAUCUCUGCCUAUGGAGCUUACAAUCUAGGUGGAGAAGACAGGGUGGGAGAAAGGCAGUGUUACUGCGGGAGAACUUCGAUGACCAUGAGUGUCUGUCUGAAUUUUUGCCAACACUAAUGUUCUUGGAAGGCAAAGUAACACCAAUGUUUUGAAAAGUGACUAAUGACUUUGGGUGACCCAGUGAAGGCUCCAUUUCUAAAGGGCCUACUUUUUAGAGAGUGGGUGCUCAGCACUUUCUGAAAACCAGGCCCCUUGAAGAUGCCUUCCACAGCAGGCCCUCAAACUCACUAGCCAUUUCUCUCUUUGUAAUGCAGUAGCACCUGGAAAUCCCAGCUCUGACUGGCCCUUUAGGGUGCUAAGUACUGCCUAGGAAAGUCUCUGCUAAGCUUUUGUUCUGAGAGUGUUUGCUCCCCAAAUCUUAUCAUCUGAACCUCUGCAUUACAUAAAUCCCUUCCUCGUCUCUCAUUAAUCUCAUGCGGGGGGACAAGGAAAUUCCAGAGGUGCAGAUAAUAGAGAAGAGACCCCUGGCCAGGGCUCAGAGGAGGAUGCAGCUGUGCUCCCGGCCGUGAGGGAGGCCACGUUGCUGCUGAAUGGCUCCUGCCACAGUGCAGGGAGCCUCUGCAGUCCUGCUGUCACUGAGUGAGUGGAGCCAAUCCCUGCAGGUGCAUGGUCCAGAGAAGGCUGCAGUCCUGGAGCGGCAGAGUACUGGCCGGGGGGUUCUGCUCUGCCCUGCAUCUUGUGCCUGCAGGGAUCGGGUGGCCCUGGCCCUGCAGGCAGUGCUGGGAACCCACUGCAGCCCCACUGUCAUGGGAGCGAGUGAGCAGGGAAGAGCACAGAUCCCUGGCCUGGACUGCAAGGAGGCUGCCAUGUGGAAGGCUGCUGAAUGACACCUGCCCUCUCAAUUAUCCCAGUUCCUGACGGGCCAAAUCAAAUCUGGGUUCCCCAUGCUGUUCAGAUAAUCAGGAGUAUACUGUAUUCAGUAACAAAGCUGUAACACUGCGGAGAGUCCUGUGAGGCAUGCAGGUCUGCUAAGUCCAUGCCUUGAGUUAUAUCAGCACCCACCCAUCCACGCCUCAGCAUCGCUGACCUCUUUGUUUCUCCUAAGAAUGGAGAUAAACACACACAGAUGCAGCAUAAUUUUUGCUUUAUUUUUAAAAAUGAAACUGGAGUAAAGCGGUGUGUGGCAAAUCCUAGCUGGAAGAAAAAUGGAGCCCACGUCCAUCCACAAUCACAACUCCAGAUCUGAGCCAACUAACCUGCCUCACAAAAAUACCAGGUAAAGAAAAUGGAGCAGAAGGGGAAAGGGGAGUAGAGAGAAAAUAAACAAUCAACCGAAGCGAGGAAAAAUAUCAUUACAGUCAAGUACAACUUUUUGAUGAAUAGUCUGAAAUUGCAUUGGAUCAGUGACUCGGGGGCGGGGGGAAAGCAGCACUUUGUUCCACACACUUGUUUGACUAAAUCAAUCAGGUGGACAAGCUAUUCCCCAUGUCCCCCAAUAUCAAGCAUGAGGGAGUACAGAACAACAUGGCAGCUGACUGGGGAUUUCAAAACCAGGAUAACUGCAAUAUGCAUUAGUUUUACCUCUCUAUAUGCACAUCUGUGCAUUGAACUGUCCUAAGCUUCAGAUGAUCAUGGAAGAAGUCACUUUAGUCACACAAUCCAUUCCUGUUUGGUUGUUACUUUUAUAAUCCAGCCCUGAUUGCUUUAUCGUUAACCCACGCUGAGUACUGGUAAAAAUUAAUCAUCCAGAUUUCACACCACCUAAAAAUACUUCCCCACUUUAAAGGCAUACCAUCUGGGUGCCGCAAUGUGGUCCGAAUGGCAAUUGAAUGCCAGUCUAUGCGAAAGUGACCAGUCAUCACACGAACAAAGCGUCCGCUGAGACAGAGGAGCGGAGAGAAGUUGUACUGCUGACAGAAGUAAAUAUCAAAGUUAAAAAGAAAAAAAAAGUAAUGGAAUAUUGAGCAUUUUAAUAAAAAUUAGUCACAACUGAACAAUUUAGCACUUUUACAACGAAUGAACACAUUAAAGUGAAAAGAAAGCCCAUACAUUUUUUUUUUUUUUUUUUUAAGAAAAUUUCUUUGGAAAAAGAGAGUAAUUUUUUCCUCUACACUACAGCAUGUGGAGUUGCCAUUACCUAUUUUAUUCUAUUGUCACUAAGAGGUAGAUAAACAAAAAUGAAUUGGUUAUAUAAGGUCAUGUCCCCUUGUUUGACAUGCAGGAAGCUAACAUACUCCAUGGGCAUGGGCUGUUUAAGGAUAGCUGGGGGCUUCACAGAGGGGAGGAUUGGGAUUAAUCAAUGUGGAGUGAAACUACAGAUCUGUAGGUUUUGUAAUUCACUGGAACAGAUCUGAUUAAAAGGGACAGUGUCAGAUUUAUUUAUUUAUUUAUUUAUUUUUAAAUUGGGGAGAAAUUCAUCCUUAAAGCCAGGGGAGAUUAUUUUGGGAUGAAUUGGAUGCAUCGUUAAAAAGCAUAAUUUCCUUAACUCUUUUAACACACACUAAAUAAUUUUGUAAAGACCCACUCUGCCCUGACUUGUAGGCUGUGUAGUCCUAUUAAUUUCCCAGGACCUUAAAGCUAAAGCGAUUUUAGCUAAGAAUCUAAUUUGUGUUCCAUUAAUGAUUUCCUUUUUGCACUGUGGUCUGUUUGGCUGCUGUUUAGAAUAAAUUUAAUUUUUCAGUUCCUUCCCAAUCAGCACACUUGCUGCUGUUUUCAGGUGGGGAAAUACAAAUUUCCACAGGAAUCUUUUAAUUUAAAAAAGUAUCCAUGGAAACAGUUCUAGUUUGGCCAAAUAUUGCUUUUUGGGUCAUAAAACCAACAGUGUGGGCCUGUGUUCACUGCCACUAUCCCUUUAAUCAUUCACUGUUGAAAAUCACCACUCCUUUAACUGGUACACCGCACAGUUUACACCUUCCCCGCUGCCUUUGGGAAUGGGGAUGCUCACCUCUGUGGUGAGAAGGUGACGGGGCUUUUUCUCCCCUCCCACAAGCCAGUUUCGAAAGCGGCCCAGCUUUGCCCACCGCCGCUCCUGCCACGUCACAAACAGACCGCAUGUCCGAGAGGUAUUAAUCUUGAACAAAAAUUUUAAAAAUUCUGUAAUGUACAAUAAAGCAGCGGGGUUCAAAUGCAUAUUUAAAUUAGGGAUGGGCCGACUUUUAAAGGGUUCUGAUUAUCGCCCUUCCGGCCGGAUGUCUAUCUGAACCUCAGGGGCCCGAAUGGCACCAUGGCUGGUAUAUCCUACCCUCCCCAGGCUCUGGCUCCCUCAAACCUGCUGUGUCGUUUUGACUCAGCAGGCUACUCCACCUUCUACUACCAGGUCUCUUCUAGGGAGUGGAGGGGUGGCACCUUCUGCCUCCUUCAGAGGAGAGCCUUAGCCCUACCUCUGAUGCAGCAGGAGCCAAAGGGUCAGCCGCUGGGUUUGUCUUAACCGCCACAGCACGGGAUUUCAGAGGUUCUUGAGAGUGCCUGGGGGGGAAAUCCCCAUGAGGUUGUCGGGAUCUGAUGUAAAUUGACUGGUCUCUUUUAUAUUUUACGGUGAUGGGAUAAUCAUCGCCCUCCAGAGAGGCCCCCAUUGCACCAAAGCAGGCUUCCUAGUCAGACUCCUAGAAACAAGAUGCCAGUAGUGGAAAAUGAGGAGCCAUCAUCUGUGUGCCCGCUCUAUCAGCAGGAAGAUCCCACACUGACCAGCAGGGGUAGUAAAUUGCCCAACCACUCCUCCUCCCUCCAGGAAAUCUACCACUGUGGAGGAUGGAGACCCUUCUCUGAGCUUUCAGGAAAGGUUCUCUUCUUCUUCGAAUGCUGUCCCUGUCGGUGCUCCACUCCAGGUGACAGUGCCAUUGAUUGGAGAUUUUCGGUAGCAGUGCCUGGUCGGGACGCACACGCUUAGCUGCUGUCUCGUGUCGUCGUCAGGGACUGCCUGAGCGUGCGUGUCCCGAACCCCCCUCAGUUCCUUCUCAACCGUCCUCGGCUGAAGACGGGACUCAGGGCAGUGCUAACCUCUUCCUUGGUUCCUGAAGGAAAUAAGUAGAAAGAAAUAGAAAUAGUUAGACAUAUCCCAGUUAUUUUCCUUUCCUUAGAAUAGUUCGUUAGUUUCAAAAAGCAAAAACAAAAAACAAACCACAACUUUUUUCCUCACGUUUGUCUCCUGUUGAAACACCCUCCCCAGGCACUCUUAGUUCAAUAAUGCCAGGGUCCCCAGGAUUUAAGAAAUGUGACUCCUGCAAGGAGCCUGUGCCGCGGUCUGAUGGACGCGCUGCGUGAAGUGCCUCAGCAAGACACACGUCCCUGCCGUGUAUUCAUUGUACCAACCUGAAAACCAGGGCUCGUCGUAACAGGGACUUGUGGAUAAAAAUGCUCCUGAUGGCGAACUCCCUACAUUCGCCUAUGGAGAUGGGCAAUAGUGAACCUUCUCCCUCAUGCUCCCCGGCUAAGUCAGAACCGAUCAGGAGCGUGGCUUCACCCUCUCAAGCGAAGAGGCAGGAAGCCCAAAUGUCUCUGCACAGAGACUUUCAAAAGGGUAAAGGGUAUCCUGCAAGAACUUAACCCUCCGUGCUGACAGGGCCAAAAGCAGGUGCCUCCGACCGCCCCAGCACCUCAGUCAUGGCUCAUGCGGAGCACAAAGGCAGGGACCCAACUUCCCGCAGUGGGAAGCUCUCCUCGGCACCGGUCCCCUCAGCACCGAAGACAGACCCAGUGCCGAUAGCGCAUUCUGCCCCGGUGCUGACAAGAACGUUGGCACCGAGCCUGCCUAUCACUCCCACAGCAGGCACAGACCCCCUGCAGGGCUCCUACAAACAGCCUGAGACACCCGCUAAAGUUAAACAAAAGUCGCUGCGGGCUGCUGCUCGCGCUCCGCAGCACUGCAGACCAGGGAGCAGCAACAAUUUUGGCAUCAGGAUGAUAUCUCUGUGGCCCCUGAGCCCAACUCUCUGCUCCUCGACACGGAGCGCUCACUGUUUGAACAACCGCUCUUGCCACCAGACCUGGCUACCUUCACUGACAGCGAGAACGACAUGCAGUAGCAGGCAGAGUUCUCUCCACUUGAUUCUCCUCCUCCACCGGAGCCAUAUCUGUCUCAAGAUGCGGCACCUCACAAGAACCAGCCUCAGUUUCCCUACUUUGUCCCCCCCAUGGGAGGGGCCCCAUUUUUCCUACCCUAUGCCCUGGCCUCAGUGGUACCCUUGGUUGGCUCCUGCCACCACUCCUCCUCGCGCCCCUUCCACCAGACCACAAGCCCUUUCUGCACCUCUAUCUCCAGCUCCAUCUACAUCUAGACCUACUGAACCCCCUCUUGAACAUGCGGGCUAUGAACCCUUCCCUGAUUUACCGGCUCCUGCCUCCCCAUCAGCUGCAGAUGAAGCCCUCAUGCUAUCUGCUCCACAAAAUGUGGAUGACUUUAAGCAAUUCCAGGAACUUUUCAAGAGGGUGGCACUCAGCCAGGACAUUCCUUUGGAGGAAGUCCAGGAGACACAACAUAGACUCCUCACAAUCCUCCACCCCUCUGCGCCCUCAAAGAUCGCGCUACUCAUAAACAAAGCCCUCCUAGAACCAGCUGACACUCUCUGGCAGACCCCUGCCUCCAUCCCACCAACAUGCAAGAAGGCUGAACAUAAAUAUUAUGAUCCCGCUAAGGACGUAGAUUUCUUAUUUUCCCACCCUCAACCCAACUCUCUUGUGAUGGAUGCAGCGACGCACAGAACAAAACAGCCACAAUACCGGCCCACUCCGCAAGACAAGGACCUCAAAUGCCUUGACCUCCUGGGCCACAAGGUUUAUACCUCCUCCACUCUACAAUUUAGAAUUGCAAAUUAUAUCUCCCUCCUCACAAGCUACGACUACAACAAUUACAACAAGCUCUUUGAUUUUGCCUCGUAUAUCCUGGAGGACAGGAAAGCAGACUUUAAAUCAGUCCUUGUUGAAGGUCAAUUAGUGUCCAAGAUGGCACUACAAGUAUCCCUGGACAUGGCGGACACAGCAGCCCGCACUACUGCAACUGCGGUAGUGAUGCGUAGGUCUUCCUGGCUGUCUGUGUCCAGUAUCCCCAAAGAUCUGCAGACCAAAGUCAAAGACCUUCCCUUUGACAAAGAUAAACUUUUUUCUAAAAAAACCGAUGAAGUCCUUCACAUCAUGAAAGACUCUAGGGCCACUCUGUGCACACUGGGGAUAUAUCCGUCCCUCCCCAGAGACCACGGUAUCAACCUUAUCUGAGGCCCUGCACACAACAUCACCAGCCCCAGCCCAAACCGUAUGAUAUUGGGAGAAACCGCAACAGACCUCCUCGGCGCAGCCAAACCCAUGCGCAACCAGCUACCUCCCACCCAUCAGGAAACAAACAGCAAUUCUGAAGUGCUGGUCGGGGGUCUGCACGACCACCCCUUGACUCCACUGCCUAUUUGCCCAUUUGACCACCACCUCCAGAGUUUCCACCAUGUCUGGCAACAGGUCACCCAGGACCACUGGGUCCUGGAAAUAGUUCAGUCAGGUUACUCCAUCCCUUUCAUAUCCUGCCCGUCUACCCUUCCCCGUCCCUCUUCAGGGACCCCUCUCACGAGCACCUACUUCACAUAGAAGUGGCUCAUCUUCUACAGCUAGGUGCAGUGGAAACUGUACCAACGCACCAUUGGGGAAAAGGGUUCUACUCCCACUACUUUCUGAUCCAAAAAAAAGGUGGGGAGUGGAGGCCUAUACUAGUCCUACGCUGACUGAACAAAUUUGUACGUGUACAGAAAUUCAAGAUGGUCACAUUUGGGCACAACAAUACCUGUGCUGGAACAAGGGGACUGGUUCACAGCCCUCGACCUACAAGAUGCCUAUUUCCACAUAUCCAUUCAUCCAGCACACAGACGCUUCCUGCAAUUCACACUCGGACACAACCACUUUCAAUACAGAGUACUUCCAUUCGGUCUCUCCACAGCACUGAGAGUAUUCUCCAAGACCCUAGCCGUAGUCGUGGCCCACCUCUGCAAACACAGGAUUAUACUUUUCCCCUACUUAGGCGACUAUGAUGUCCCAGCUUGGACACACAGUAAUUGUGGCAUCCAAAAAAUUGCAAGUAGCUUCUGACAGUUUUGGCCCUCAAUUCCCUAGUAGGAUUUGGACGCCCAACUCCUUUUACACCUUCAAGCAAAACCCCAGUUGAAAUUAACAGUAACACUGCUGAUAUGUUCACAGGCCAACUGAUUUGUUCAUUCCUUCCAGACUGGUCUUGAGCAGAGAGUGAAUUAGAGUUUCAAAAAACACUCUCUGUCCCCUCUCAGGAGCAUACGAGUUUCACAGGACCGCACCGAUUUCAUUAAAAAGAAUAUAAAGAAAAAGGAAAAAACCUCUCGGUUACUGUAUGAUUUAAAAAAGAAGAAAGUUCCAAAAAAAUUUAAAAAGCCUGUGAUGUGUGUCCCAUUUCAUGGGAACAGUAAAGCAGAUCCUAUAUUUUUCUUUAAAAACAGUUAAAAAAAAAUGUCUUCAACGGUCUCAUACCAAGUCUGCAUUUCUGGUGGUUUUCCCCCCAGAAUCUAAAAAGCAUCAAAAUAUUUUGAGCUAAAUGUUAAAAAAAAAAAAAAAAAAAAAAAAAAAGACUUUUCUGAUACUAUAUUACUAAUGUUUACUGUUUUCUUCUGGCUAAAAAACCAAAACCAAACCAAAAUCUGAUGCCCAGGAAACAUAAAAUGUAGCUUAGAGGCAGUUUCUUUUUAAUAUUUACACUGAAUUUGAGUCUCUUUUAACUCCUUAAAAACCUUCCAAGUAUGUCAGUUUGGUCAGGUUGCAAUUAUCACUGCCAGCAAAGGAGCACAUCAUCCGCCAUAGCUACUCAACCAUAGCUAUGUGUUUUUAAUUGCCGAGAAAGUGUUCAGAGCUCAGAAGAGAAAAAUAACUGCGCAUGCUGGUUUAGUCAUUUUUGCCCCUUGCUGAAUGGCAUGACAAGAUUACGAUAGCGCUAGGUAGGUGAACCAAAAAAUAUUGUGUUGUUUUAGUUACUCCUAAUAAUAAUACUUUGCACUCUAUAUGGCACUGAGGAUUGCAAAGUGCUUCAAAAAGAUUAAUUUGUUAAUCCUCACAACAGCCCUGUGAGGUAGGUAUCAUUAUACCCAUUCCACAGAUGGGUAAACCGAGGCACAGAGAAGUGAAUUUUUAUUUUUUUUUUUUAAUUUUUUUUUCCCCUAGACCACAAAGCAAGUCAGUGACAGUGCUGGGCACAGAAGUCUGUCUUCUAACCACUAGACUGCACUGCUUCCCUAAUUUAAAUUCUACACCUUGGAGCUACCUAAUGCAUUACAGCCUCCCCCGUCCUCCGGAAUGAACCGAGAUUCUGCCCCACUUUUUAUUCCCCUCAAGUUUAAAACCCAGGGAACGUUUUCAAACCUUUGAAAAGGAUCUACAGGAACCAAACCAACCAAUUUCCCUUAGUCGAGGAAAUGUGCAUGCUGGAGAAACUCUGCUGCUUCUGCUAUCAUCAAAAUGAGGUGCCAGCUCAGAUGUGGGCUAAUUUAGCUACAACUAAUCAGGAAAGAGAUCUUGGAGUCAUUGUGGAUAGUUCUCUGAAGACAUCCACGCAGUGUGCAGCGGCAGUCAAAAACGUGAAUAGGAUGUUAGGAAUCAUUAAAAAAGGGAUAGAGAAUAAGAUGGAGAAUAUCUUAUUGCCCUUUAUAUAAAUCCAUGGUAUGCUCACAUCUUGAAUACUGCGUACCAAUGUGGUCUCCUCAUUUCAAAAAAGAUAUACUGGCAUUAGAAAAGGUUCAGAGAAGGGCAACUAAAAUGAUUAGGGGUUUGGAACGGGUCCCAUAUGAGGAGAGAUUAAAGAGGCUAGGACUUUUCAGCUUGGAAAAGAAGCGACUAAGGGGGGAUAUAGCGGUAUAUAAAAUCAUGAAUGGUGUGGAGCAAGUGAAUAAGGAAAAGUUAUUUACUUGUUCCCAUAAUAUAAGAACUAGGGGCCACCAAAUGAAAUUAAUGGGCAGCAGGUUUAAACAAAUAAAAGGAAGUUCUUCACACAACGCACAGUCAACCUGUGGAACUUAUUGUCUGAGAAGGUUGUGAAGGCUAGGACUAUAACAGGGUUUAAAAGAGAACUAGAUAAAUUCAUGGAGGUUAAGUCCAUCAAUGGCUAUUAGCCAGGAUGGGUAAGGAAUGAUGUCCCUAGCCUCUGUUUGUCAGAGGGUGGAGAUGGAUGGCAGGAGAGAGAUCACUUGAUCAUUACCUGUUAGGUUCACUCCCUCUGGGGCACCUGGCGUUAGCCACUGACAGUAGACAGGAUACUGGGCUGGAUGGACCUUUGGUCUGAUCAGUAUGACCACUCUUACGUUCUUGAGAGACGAGGCAUUUCUCUGCUCCUCACCCUGUCCAAAGCCAGCCCUGGCUCUACAGAGGAUGAUGCUCUUAAUAAUGCUUCCCUUUUGAUUUCAAGCCUAAAGAUCCUGCCACUUAACAAGGGUUUGCCUCCAGGGCUUCCGGUGCCUGUUGAACUUUAAUAGGGCUGUUGGGAGGAUUGUUCACGUUUCUUUUUAAUUUUUGGCGGACUAGAAAUUUAUUUGCAUCAUCAGAUCCCUUUUACUUGUUAUUCAUUUAGACCUGGGUCAAAGCUCAGUCAAGUCUCCUUCCAUUGACUUCGCUGGGCUCUGCAGCUGGUCCACACAAAGGGCUCUGUGCAUAACGCUGUUAUCAAGGUUCCUUCCGCACUCUGAACUCUAGGGUACAGAUGUGGGGACCUGCAUGAAAACCUCCUAAGCUUACUUUUACUAGCUUAGGUUAAAACUUCCCCAAGGUUCAAACUAUUUUACCUUUUGCCCUUGGACUUUAUUGCUGCCACCACCAAGCGUCUAACCGGUAUAUUACUAGGAAAGAGUCCUUUUGGAAAUGUCUGUCCCCCCAAAAAUCCUCCCAAACGUUACACCCCCUUUCCUGGGGAAGGUUUGAUAAAAAUCCUCACCAAUUUGCAUCGGUGACCACAGACCCAAACCCUUGGAUCUUAAGAACAAUGAAAAAAGCAUUCAGUUUCUUAAAAGAAAAAUUUUAAUAGAAGAAAAAGUAAAAAGAAUCACCUCUGUAAAAUCAGGAUGGUAAAUACCUUACAGGGUAAUUACAUUCAAAACACAGAGAAUCCUUCUAGGCAAAACCUUAAGUUACAAAAAGACACAAAAACAGUUUGGAUGCUGCCAAUCAUGGAGGCAGGCAAUCACAGCUGUGCCCAGUUGAGGAAACUAGGCCUACUAUAAAGGAAGGAGAACAAAGGAGGCGGCAGAAAGGCCUGGGACAGGAGAGGGGCAGCUCCCCUGCUUCAGGCUGUCUCCCUAAGCACUGCACAAAGCACUGCACCCUAAGAUACCUGUAUGGAAUGUUGCGCACUUACUCUACAAGACAUCCCUGCUGUGUAAACGUGCAGAUCCAUGCUGAAGCAGAAAACCGUUUACGUUGUAUAUGCAAUUACUGGAGACUAUCUAAUACGCACAGAUUCAUGUGCAACAAGUCAGUGUGAAUUAAUACACCCAAGUGCAUAAACCCUAAAGCAAAGAUGCAAAACCACAAGCUCUAAGCCUAGUUGCCCCUGCAGAUUCGACUGGACACUACAGCAGCCAUAUUAGUUUUCUAACCACCAUUUUUCCAUUUGCUUUUCAGUAAGGUUAGUUAGUUGAAAGAGAAGUAGCAGGCGUUGUCUACCCUACCCUUCUAACAGAACCAGUAGGGAUUUGUUUAUACAUUUCCUGGUCUAAAUGAAAAACUAGAGCACUUCUCUGCAUUUAACUCCGAAUAAAGUGGCUGCUGCACCUUGCAUCCAGGGAAAGUACUCAGAAAUAUAUAGGUGCAAUUGACAAACAGGCAUUUUCUCUAGACACCACAGCCAGCUGUUCUAUAUGCUGUCAAGCCAGGACCCCACUGAAGAGUCUUCCUUGGCAUUCCAUGUAGCAGAGUCUACAUACAGUGCAGGCGUCGGGAUACUCUAGUGGCCAGAGCAGCAAGCUGGGAGUCAGGAGACCUGAGGUAAAAUACUGGCCCCACUGAACUCAAUGGCAAAAUGCCUCUUGAUUUCAAGGCAGCCAGGAUUUUAUCCCUGGCUUCAGUUCCUAGCUCUGCAGCUUACCUGCUUGGUGACCGUGGGCAACUUACUUCACCUCUCUGGCCUUCCAGCUCCCCUUCUGCCUCUCAUCUAGUUUAGACUGCAAGUUCUUCAAAGCAGGGACUUCUCUUACUACAUACUUAUACUGUUCCUAGAACAAUGGGUCUCCAGUCUUUGUUGGCACACUAUAGUAAUACACAUACAAUCAUGCAUUACACAAUGUUCAUUGUUAAAAACAAUGGGUUAUUAAACAUCAUUUAGCCUAUUUUAAGUUUAAUGAUUAAAUGUUUUAAGAAAAUCAAGAGCAGCUGCUAAUGCUUUAUUUCAAACAUCCAUUUAGUUCAGCUGUGAAACAGGGUGUCCUAAGGAGACCUGGCCCUUUAAGGGGACUACCUAGGGGAUGGGCUUUGAGGCAGAUGAAAUUAAGUCUGCUGGGUCCAGUUAAGGAAGAAAGGACAGAGGAAGGGGUUCACCCCACCCCACAGCCAGAUAGACAGGCCUGGCUAGACCAACUCCACUAGGGGCAAAGGGCAGAAGCCUUAAGGGGUGCCAAGCAGCAGUAUUUGAGCCCAGCAAGAGGCUGAAGCAGCUGUGGAGAGGGAGAAGGGCUUGUUUUUAUUUUGACAUUUUAACUGUGAUGGUUUAAUAAAAUCAUCUUGGAUGAA